Molecule: messenger RNA, 4022 nt
Organism: Etheostoma spectabile (orangethroat darter)
Lineage: Eukaryota; Metazoa; Chordata; Actinopteri; Perciformes; Percidae
Gene: tmem86a
Product: transmembrane protein 86A
Exons: 4
Coding region: 206-919 (237 amino acids)
Cellular component (GO): membrane
Molecular function (GO): hydrolase activity
Source: RefSeq, a predicted model, not a curated record
GCACUCUCUGCUCCUAUUAGUCAACACAGAAAGCCCUGCCCACUUAACCGCUGGUUUCUCACCUCCUACUGGUUGUCGGACCGCCCACCCAGAGCGAGAACAAAACAAUCGGCAUCCCACAUACAGUGCAACUUAAACAAGAGGACACGAGCCAGAUUUGAUAUUAAAGCCCUUUGUCACCGGCGCGGACACCACCGAGGGAGAAAUGGUUUCUCCGGUAACAGUAGUCAAGAGUGAAGGCCCCAAGCUGGUGCCGUUCUUUAAGGCAACCUGUGUCUACUUUGUGCUGUGGCUGCCCACCUCAAGCCCGUCCUGGUUCAGCGCACUUAUCAAAUGUCUACCCAUCUUCUGCCUCUGGGUGUUUUUACUGGCACAUGGGUUCAGCUUCCUCGGCGCUCACUCCAAUGCCCGCAAGAUCUUGGCCGGCCUCAUCUUUUCUGCUCUGGGAGAUGCCUUUCUCAUCUGGCAGGAGCAGGGCUACUUCGUCCACGGCCUUCUGAUGUUUGCCAUCACCCACAUCCUCUACUCAUCUGCCUUCGGGAUGAAGCCUGUUAACGUGUCUGCUGGCCUGGUGAUCACUGCGGUGUCGUCUGUGAGCUACAUGCUGCUAUACCCCUACCUGUCUGGCCCCUUCACCUACCUGGUGGCCGUCUACAUCGCUCUGAUCGGCUUCAUGGGCUGGAGGGCCAUCGCGGGCCUGCAGCUGACCAACGACCUGUGGACCUGGACCAAACUGUGCUCCUGCCUGGGUGCCGUGCUCUUUAUGGUCUCCGACCUGACCAUCGCCGUCAACAAGUUCUGCUUCCCCGUGCCCCAUUCGCGUGCCAUCAUCAUGGCCACCUACUAUGCCGCCCAGAUGCUGAUAGCGCUGUCGGCCGUUGAGUGCCAGGACGCGGAGGUGGCCAGGAAGAGAACAUGAGGUGCCGCAAUGUCCGCAGUGAACGGCCGCGAGGGUGGGAAGGUUGCAGAGACCUUACCCCCCCUUCCGGCCCUGAGUGAUCAUGGACACAUCUCACUGCCAUAUCCCCAGCCCUCAAUCCUCAUCUCAGUGUGACGCUAACACACCGUUGUUAGCAUGACAACUGGUUCACGACAGUCUUCAAAUGGCUAUCACCCUACUACCCCACUAGUAAGGUAGUCUCACACUCGUCUUCUUACCACGAAGAUAUGGCAGUAUUAUCUUCAGCCUCUCUUACAACAGUUACCUGCCUCCUCCGAUCCUAGAAUGGCUGUCUCUCAACCUAGUUACCAUGGAGACAAGCAUAGUAAUUUUAACCUGCUAUAUAUAGAGAGUAUUACUUUACGUUUAACUGUUAUGUUUUAAUUUAAAGGGGAGCAUGUCACUGGGGACCUUCGAGGAGUGUGUGGGAGAGCAAUUGUGUGUGUGUGUGUAUGUGUGUGUGUGUGUGUGUGUGUGUUGUCCUUGACUUGGCUGUUGAGUAACGAGUGUGUACCUGUGACAAGUCAGAACCAACUCAACCUCUGUAUGUUUUAUAGCAAUUUUAGCAAUUUACCCUGCAGAGAUCUGAGGAGCAGUCAACAGUAGUCCUCAUUAAUUCGCCGGAUUAAAAACGCCAACACUAAAAGACAGAGUAAAGAAACAGAAAAUGCGUGCAUCCGGCGGAGUUUUCUGCGGCACAAGUGCAAUCCCGGAAGUAGAAAGCAAAGGAUAUAGACUAAUUUUAGCAUAAUAGUAAGUCCGCUAGUGGACAAGCCUCCUCUUGACUAUACCCCACUGGCAUCAUGAUUAAUACCCCUAGCAGCUUGUAUCCUGGAAACAAACAGCAAAGGGACAGCUCCACAUUCUCCUUAAUAUGAUUAUAAUGUGCUGUAUAUCAAACAAACGGGCAUAGGGAAAGAAAACAGACUUAUGGAGCUUAUUGGGAACACACCCACAUACACACAAGAAAACAUACGCAUAUCAAAACUUGUUUAUGCAUCACAUCAGCCAUCAUGACAGAUCUGAACGCAGACCAUAGUGUUGACACAGGUUUCUUAAACAGCAACAGUAGCACACAGUCCCAGUUUGACCAGGAAUGAAAGUCAGCACAAGCGUCUGUUCCUGACGCCGGUUUGCCGGUUGGUUCCUCUCUCCCAUUUUGCCCCGUCAGCACCAUAUAUCUGCUUUGUCAGUCAGAAGUGUUUCAGUCUGUCCGUGUGUUAACUUGCCUUCCAUUUCGUGUUUUAAUUACUCCUCCCAGUAUUGCUGCAACGUCCUACUCGGCAGCCCUCUUCUCAUUCAACUCAGCAGCAGAACUUGUCCUGUCAACAAGCCUUUGUGCGGAAAGACAUCCGGAGAGGCCAGAGAGACAUGCAUGUGUCUACGUUAUGCUGUCUUUAAUCAGGGUUUAGUGGAGUAGAGAUGCUGGUUAGCAUGAUUGACUAUCUAGUGUGCAGUGUGAAGUAAGACCACCAGGGAUUGAGGAAAUUGAUUCAAGCUGUCUUACUCAUCCUUACUAUGUGGGCAAUUCAUGUAAACACUGCUUUCUUUCUUUGUAUACCACAUUGUGUUCCUACUGGCAACAUGCCAGAAGAGGUACUUUGAAGUAUUUGUUAGAUUAAUCCACACUUUGGAUAACCUCCGUGACUUUGGAAAGUGAAGUUGCUUUUCUGAGAGUGAUAAAUGAGUGGCAGCCUGUUAAGCUAGAACUCAACUACCACCACUAUUGUGUGAGUAAGUUGCCAGUUAUUAUGCCUAUCUGGAUGAUUUAGUUUGAAAUACUCACUCUGUAUCUCCUCCAUUGUUUCUAUUUUUACUUGCCUUGAGUGCAGAUAACCAAAGCUGAAAGAAUAAUAGAGUAGUUUAAUUGAGUGGAACUGUCUCUCAUGUAACAACCAACCUUUUGUUUUGCAGUAGGCAGAGGUUACAUUGGUGCAGGAGAGCAUGUGGCUCUCCACCUAGGAAUACUGUAGCUGUGAGGCGAGGAGGUGAAAUAUGACACACAGGAGAAGACUCCUUUUCCAUCCGGUGCAUUAGCUAGCUGCCAUCCUGUCUCCACAGAUGGCAGGCCAGCAGGCGCAUCGCUUCACCUCAGCCUGUCAACAGCCCUGUUGUUCUGGGCUUUGUGCGUGCAGACAAAAGGGACCUGAGAGAGCUGUGGGGGGCCAGUAUGGUUAGGCGUGCGCUGUGAGUAAUCACCCAGAACCAGUAGCUAUUGUAGUAGUAGAGAGGGCCCGCACUUUCAUUUGGUCAUCUGACUAAGCACUUUUCCUUGAUUGAAAGUUUUCUCUCUCUUUGUUUUUGCUGAUGAUCUUGUGAUAUUUGAUAUGAAACCUGUUGCUGUUAUCGUGCCGUGCCCAUUGUCAAUAGCAAGGUUACAUUCAAAACAUAGCUGUAAGGUUUGUGUAUCUUUCCUCACACAUGACAAGCAGGUGGAGAUGAAUCCUCCAUGUCAACGCACAGUUUUUGAACUACGACUGACUGUCCCCCAACAUCAGUAGCUACAGUGUAAAAAAAACCCCAAAAAGGAUUGUUGUGUACUGUAUCCUUUAUAGUAUAUGCUCCUAUAUGUAUAUGCUUUCCUUCAACUCUUUGCAUUGCUAUUUUUAUUGAUACAACAGAAGCUACUGUUUUGAUGUUGACGCACAAGAAAGAGAGAAGAGAGAAAAUCAGCAUUUUUCUUUAAAAGGCAUUAUUUGCUCUCGAAGUGUUACAAACUUUUUUAUGUAUACAUCUUUAAAGUGUUAUCUGUUUUAUUUGCAGAAAAGCAGCCCCCAAAUGUUGUGUUUGCCUGUCACUGUGGAAAGAGCUGGAUUUGUUUUCCACAAGUAACGGUAGAUUUUUUUAAUUUUAUUUUUUGACGGACCAUUAGAAUGCAUUUGACUUAAUUUAAUGUACACAUUUUUUCUCUUUUUUUUAUUAUUGUAUGAUAUACUUUACCUUGUCGUCCUUGAUUUUCACUUUGCGAUUUCUUUCUUUUAUGACGGUAGAGAUGAAAUAGUUUCUUUGCUGUAGUGAAACUGCUAUGAAUGUGAAUAUCUAUUGGAAAAAUAAAUGCAAAUGCAAUGCAACUUCGAUAUUU